AUGGCGCACACCAAGUUCUUCGUACUAGCCAUGAGCAGCCUUGUCAAGUUCGUCCCAUCUGCGUUUCCCUUUUCCCCACACUUUGGACGUCACAACGUUUGCCAAACAAGAGCAACCACCAUCAGAAUCCAUCCCUUAUUCAGCACACUGGGGAUCCCGAGACCUUGGUACCAUCGGCCGCUUUCAGUCAAGGGGCCACUGCGCAGUUCGAAUCUCAUCAAAGAGAGAGAGUCCAUCAAGAUCACAUGGGGAUACGGAUAUAGCAACCUGCAAAAGAGAAGAAAGGCCAGAACAACAGGAAACUCACUCGAGGAAGAAAAAGAGGCGUUGCGACAAGACGUACAAGAACAUAACAAUGUCAGCACCAGCAUAACGGCCCUCGUUGCCGCCGCGCCCCAGCAGCCAGCCAUCAACUUUACACUGGAACCCCGAACCCGACGACAAAACAUCACCAACACAGAAAUGUCGGCAGAUGUGACCUUUGACAUCGUCACGGCCAGCAUCUGCGCCCUCCUCAUCAUCGUCCGCUGCGGCUACCGCAUCCUCCUACGAUGUAAAGUCCACGAUACCUGCCACCGGAUGUGGCACGUCGACGACGCCUACAUGGCCUUUGCGCUCCUCCCGCUCAUCGGCCGCACGACUUGCAUCUCGCUCUCCUUCUACCUCAACCCGACGCACACGUAUGAUGCCGCCACCGAAGAGGCGGCCGCGGCGCGGAAUCUCAGUGUUGAGAAAUUGGCAGAGUAUUACGUCAUCUCACACAAGCUGCUUAUACCGGCUCGCAUAUUCUAUGCAUUAUUGUAUGUCGCUUACACCUACUUGCCUGAGUCUAUUCCGCCUCACACUCACUGUUGUGAGGGUGGCGGACUGCAAUUCAAGGCGUCUAACAUUGUCAUCAAUAGCAUGUGGUCCCCUGAUCCUACUGGCGCAAAUACCUGCCAUCGCGCCCUCGGAAACCUCAUCACAAUGGCCGUCUUCAACAUCGUUACCGAUAUUGCGCUUAUCGUCUUCCCGUUUCCUAUCUUUCGUCAUGUUAAACUCGACAGCAAAGUUAAGGUGCAGCUCGUGCUCUUAUUCAGCAUCGCUGGCGUUGUUGUCGUCAUCACCAUCAUGCGACUACCCAUGAUACUGAACCAGGCAGUAUCACAAAGAUCUCGUUCCAUGUGGGCAUCCAUAGAGAUACUUUGCGCCUGUAUCGUCGCAAAUACAGCAUUCUUUUACGCCUUAUUGAAAGACUACCAGCGAGGCCACGACUCUCGCGGGGGCAACUCGAGCUACGUGCAGCAGCCCGAUUAUUACAUGCAAGCGAUUCCUUCGCCAGAGUUGCGGAGGGGAUCCUCGGCGCGCUCUGAUGGUUUAGAAGUGCCGGACCAUUGGCUCUACCCCGCCAAGCAACUGCCCUCAUCAAUCCGCUCCUUUAAUCACGAUCUAUCGAGACCAGACAGGAUGACUGACACCUCUACGCUCUCAAACCUCGCAUCCUACACCUUCGGCGGGCUCUGCAUCCUCUCCGCCCUCCCAUUCGUCGGCAUCCCGUUUCCCAACCGCCGCGCGGCAGACUACUACGCCGGUAAAAGCGAGUGGAUGUCGCAAAUCUUUCGCCGGCGUCUCACCCCCAGACAAGCCGGAUACUUUGGUGCAGCGUUACGCAUCGCAGUCGGCGCCGCCGUCAUAGUCCCCGAAAUGAGGGAGCCCGCGCUGCUCUUCAACGGGGCUGUGAUCACGUAUGGGACCAUCAGGGCCUAUGUAGAUGGGCGACCUAUGCUCCCGCAGUGGGGAAUGUUAGCAGUGAUUGCGGUUUGUCUUGGUCUUGGACGUUUAUCGCAAGCUACUUUGGUUGAAGAGCCGUAG
Molecule: messenger RNA, 1851 nt
Organism: Colletotrichum paranaense
Lineage: Eukaryota; Fungi; Ascomycota; Sordariomycetes; Glomerellales; Glomerellaceae
Exons: 6
Coding region: 1-1851 (616 amino acids)
Source: RefSeq, a predicted model, not a curated record